Molecule: messenger RNA, 764 nt
Organism: Hydra vulgaris (swiftwater hydra)
Lineage: Eukaryota; Metazoa; Cnidaria; Hydrozoa; Anthoathecata; Hydridae
Product: NADH dehydrogenase [ubiquinone] iron-sulfur protein 4, mitochondrial
Biological process (GO): electron transport chain
Source: RefSeq, a predicted model, not a curated record
ACAAAUCAAUAUAGAUAAAUCAGAAUUAAGUCACAAAUUGGUUACUUUCGUAAAAUGGCGACUACUUUCAUAACAAAGUCUAACCGAGUAACACCUUUAAUUUGUUUUAUAAGAAAUAGAAAUUCAAUUCUACAAAACGCCUACUUUUCUAUUCAAGAGUUUAAUAAUGAAGAUAAGGCAGUCACUGAAUUAAACAAUGCUAAACAGGAAGAGAUGUCUGUUGUAGAUGGAGUUCCACUAUACUUAACACAGAAUCGAAAGGCUACAAUUUUUUUGCCAUCGCGAAAUGCAAUGCAAAGUGGUUCACAUAAUAUGCGGAAAUGGUGCGUUAGCUUUGAUACUCGUGAACGUUGGGAGAAUCCUCUCAUGGGAUGGGCAUCAAGUGGAGAUCCGUUAUCAAAUACGCAGUUACAAUUUUCAACAAGAGAGGCUGCUAUACAGUAUUGUAAGUCACACGGAUGGAAUCAUGAGGUCGAAGAGCCAACUCUGCCGAAAUUCCGCCCAAAAUCUUAUGGUUCAAAUUUUUCGUGGAACAAGAGAACACGCGUAUCCACUAAAUAACUGUUAAAAUUCCUUAAUAGUAGUUGCAACGCAGCGAAUGAAUUACAAAUAAAUUCAAAUUGUUUAUAAAGUUAUGUAUCUAAACCAUAGUUAAGUGCUCCAGCAAUCUAAAGUAAAGGUCUAGAAGUAUUCUUGCCUGAAGAAACAUGAUAAUAAAACGUUUACAUAAUUUAAAUAAACUUUUUUUGUUUUAUUUAAGUACA